GAGGAAUCGAAAACUAUAAAUUUUGACAUAAAAAUAAUAAAUAGUAAAUUUUUAAAAAAAGUAAUAUGGAGAGAUACAUGUGAAGAGGCAGUUAAUUCGCGGGAAAACGUUAGAAGCAAAGACCAAAGAACCCAAUCUUCUCAUAUCUCCAUCUCAUAUUUCCGAUCCAAUCUUCUCCAUUUACUUACUCACCACCGGAAAUUAAACAAAGAAACAAAGAAAAAACCAUGUGGGGCGGCGCCGCCGUUGUUUUGAUGGUUGUUUUGGUGGGUGUGAGGAUGAGGGGGGUUGUGUCAAUGAGGUUCGACCUACAAUCGGGGACCAGUAAGUGCGUAUCGGAGGAUAUUAAGGCCAAUGCCAUGUCUUUGGGUAGAUACGUAGUCGUAAACCCUUACGAUGAAUCUCCUCUUUCUGAUAUCCACAAGGUCAAUGUUAGGGUAAGUUCACCUAAAGGGAACAAUUAUCACUACUUGGACAACGUGAAAUCGGGUGAUUUUGCUUUCACUGCACCUGAGAAGGGUGACUAUACAACUUGCUUUUGGGCACCUGAGAAAAACCCUCCAGCCACUCUCACCAUUGAGUUUGAAUGGACCACUGGUGUGGCUGCUACUGACUGGUCCAAUGUUGCCAAGAAAGGCCAAGUUGAUAUACUUGAAGUUGAAUUGAAGAAAAUGUAUGAGGCUGUGACACACAUCCAUGAUGAGAUGUUUACUCUCCGUGAGAGGGAGGAUGAAAUGCAACAACUUAAUAGAAAGACUAACUCACAAAUGGCUACCUUUAGUCUUCUUUCCCUGUUGGUUUGCUUAUCGGUUGCUGGUUUGCAGUUCUGGCAUUUGAAGACUUACUUUGAAAAAAGGAAGCUUGUCUAGAUCAAUACUUCUUCCACCAUUUUCAUAUUCAUAUUCUUUUUUGGUCACUUGUUGCAUAUUGGCAACUUUGUAUUUAUCAAUUUUAUAUUUAAGGUGAUUUGUUUAAGAACUACUACUAUCUACCAUCUACUCUAUCUACAAGGAAGAGUUUUAAGUUUAUUUAUUUAAUUAACUUUGUUACA
Molecule: messenger RNA, 1051 nt
Organism: Cannabis sativa
Lineage: Eukaryota; Viridiplantae; Streptophyta; Magnoliopsida; Rosales; Cannabaceae
Product: transmembrane emp24 domain-containing protein p24delta7
Exons: 4
Coding region: 228-869 (213 amino acids)
Biological process (GO): Golgi organization; endoplasmic reticulum to Golgi vesicle-mediated transport; intracellular protein transport
Cellular component (GO): endoplasmic reticulum-Golgi intermediate compartment; Golgi apparatus; endoplasmic reticulum
Source: RefSeq, a predicted model, not a curated record